Messenger RNA from Penicillium verhagenii, 2067 nucleotides. Its product is annotated as 1,4-alpha-glucan branching enzyme GLC3. Gene Ontology annotation, biological process: glycogen biosynthetic process. The transcript has 7 exons. Gene Ontology annotation, molecular function: 1,4-alpha-glucan branching enzyme activity; hydrolase activity, hydrolyzing O-glycosyl compounds; cation binding. Gene Ontology annotation, cellular component: cytoplasm. NCBI's taxonomy places the organism in Eukaryota, Fungi, Ascomycota, Eurotiomycetes, Eurotiales, Aspergillaceae. The record is from RefSeq and is a predicted model, not a curated record. The coding region runs from base 1 to 2067 and encodes 688 amino acids.
AUGGCAUCUCUGGAAGCUGCCGAUAUUCCCGCUGAUGGGACUGGUGUUCUCAAGCUCGACCCGUGGCUGGAACCUCAUGUCGACGUGCUGAAGCACAGAUACAGCUUGGUCAAAAAGUGGACCAACGAUAUUGAUCAGUCUGAAGGUGGUUUGGACAAGUUUAGCAAGGGUUAUGAAACAUUUGGCCUCCACGCACAGCCAAAUGGCGAUAUCACAUACCGCGAGUGGGCGCCUAAUGCCGUGCAGGCAUCCUUAGUUGGCGAUUUCAACAACUGGGAUACCAAUGCGAAUACUAUGACCAAGGAUAACUUUGGGGUCUGGAAUGUCACUGUGCCUGCGAAAGGUGGUGCGCCAGCUAUUCCCCACGACAGCAAGAUCAAGAUCACAAUGGUUCUCCCCAGCGGCGAGCGUGUAUACCGAAUCCCAGCCUGGAUCAAGCGUGUCGUCCAAGACCUGAACGUCUCCCCAGUAUAUGACGCCGUAUUCUGGAACCCCCCUGCCAACGAGCGCUACAGCUUCAAGCACACGGCGCCCAAGAAGCCCGAGAGUCUGCGUAUCUAUGAAGCCCACGUUGGCAUCUCCUCCCCGGAUACCCGGGUUGCUACUUACAAAGAAUUCACGAAGAACAUGCUGCCUCGCAUCAAGAAUCUGGGAUACAACGCUAUUCAGUUGAUGGCCAUCAUGGAGCAUGCAUACUACGCUAGCUUCGGCUACCAGGUUAAUAACUUCUUUGCGGCUAGCAGUCGCUAUGGGUCUCCUGAGGACCUGAAGGAGCUUAUUGAUACCGCGCAUAGCUUGGGCUUGGUUGUCCUGCUUGAUGUGGUGCACAGCCAUGCGUCGAAGAAUGUCGCAGAUGGUAUCAAUGAGUUUGACGGUACCGAUCACCUUUACUUCCACGAGGGUGGUAAGGGUCGUCAUGACCAGUGGGAUAGUCGACUGUUCAACUAUGGAAACCAUGAAGUGCUGCGCUUCCUCUUGAGUAACCUUCGUUUCUGGAUGGAAGAGUACCGGUUUGAUGGAUUCCGAUUCGAUGGAGUCACUAGUAUGCUCUACGUCCACCAUGGAAUUGGCAGCGGCUUUUCUGGCGGAUACCAUGAAUACUUCGGUCCGUCCGUUGACGAAGAAGGUAUCACAUACCUGACUCUUGCCAACGAAAUGCUGCACAAGCUCUACCCCAACUGCAUCACGGUUGCAGAAGAUGUCUCCGGCAUGCCAGCCCUGUGUCUCCCCCACGCACUCGGCGGUGUCGGCUUCGACUACCGCCUCGCAAUGGCCGUCCCAGACCUGUACAUCAAGCUCCUGAAAGAAAAGGAAGAUUCCGAGUGGGACAUCGGCAACCUAGCCUUCACAUUAGUAAACCGCCGACACGGCGAGAAGACCAUCGCCUAUGCCGAGAGCCACGACCAAGCUCUGGUCGGCGACAAGACCCUUAUGAUGUGGCUCUGCGACAAAGAACUCUACACACACAUGUCCACGCUGAGCGAAUUCACCCCCAUAAUCGAGCGCGGCAUGGCCCUGCACAAAAUGAUCCGCCUGAUAACCCACGGCCUAGGCGGCGAAGGCUACCUCAACUUCGAAGGCAACGAAUUCGGACACCCCGAAUGGCUCGAUUUCCCCCGCGAAGGAAACGGCAAUUCCUUCUGGUACGCCCGUCGCCAGCUGAACCUCACAGAGGACAGCCUGCUGCGGUACAAGUUCCUCAACGACUUUGACCGCGCGAUGCAGGUCAGCGAGGAGAAGUAUGGGUGGUUGCAUUCUGCGCAGGCGUAUAUCAGCUUGAAGAACGAGGAGGAUAAGGUUCUGGUCUUUGAGCGGGCGGGUUUGCUUUGGAUCUUUAAUUUCAGUCCUACUGAGAGCUUUACGGAUUAUCGGGUUGGCGUUGAUGUGCCGGGCACUUAUCGCAUUGUUCUUGAUACGGAUGAGAAGCAGUAUGGUGGUUUGGGGAGGAAUGUUAAGGAGACGAGGUUCUUUACGACGGAUAUGCCGUGGAAUGGUCGGGCUAACUUCACGCAGGUCUAUCUUCCUACGCGGACUGCUUUGGUCCUGGCUUUGGAAGAGACUCUGUAA